GCCGCGGCGGGGCUGACGAGCUUUCCGAUUGGCCGGGGUCCGCGCGGCAACCUGGAGGCGCCUCUUUCCGCCCUCAAGGCGGAGCCUCCUCCUCCAGCCGCGCGCCAAGUUCGUAUCUUGCAGCCGGACGCCGCCGAGUCCGACGCCGACCCCGCUCCACUUCUUGCUUUCCUCCGCCGCCAUGUGCUCCGUGGUCCCCGGCUACUCCCCCAGCUUCAAGAAGCCUCCCGAGGUGCUGCGCCUGAAGAGGAAAAGGGCGCGGAGAAGCGACGCGGAGCCCGGCCACUCUCCCAGCGCGCCCGCCGCCGCCCCUUGCGCGCUCGGCGGCUCGGCUCUGUCCCCUCGGCCCUACCCAGGGAGCCGCAGGCGGAACCCCUUCUCGAGCCUGGAGAACAGCCCGCGUCCUCCGCCAGGGACCGGCCAGUCCCUCUCUCCGGCCAGGAAACCGAGGGCGGGCGGCGCGCCCAGCUGCUCCCGCGGCCAGUUUUUAAAUGGUCUACAAGACGAUGAGGCUAUUUGGAAAGAAGAGUUUUCUGAAGCAACAUCUGUUGACUCAUUGAUCAAUGACCCAUAUCUGGCCAUUUCCAAUACUGACGUUUCUUCCUCACCAAGUUAUGAAUUUCCUGCGGACUGGAGUAUUAAAACUCGCCUUCUGUUCACAUCUUCCCAAUCAUUUGCAUGGGCAGAUCACUUAAAAGCACAAGAAGAAUCCCUAGGAUACGUCCAGCAUUGUAGAGGAGCAUUAAUAAACUUGCCUCAAAGUAUUCAGGAACCGAAGCUCUCCACAGAACUCCGAUGUGCUUUCCAGCAAAGCCUUGUAUAUUGGCUUCAUCCUUUCCUGCCGUGGCUAAAGCUGUUCCCUCGUAUUGGAGCAGAUAGAAAAAUGACUGGGAAAAAUAAUCCUUGGUCCUAUGAUGAAGGGCUCCAACAUGUUCUCAUGAGUGAAUGGUGUCUCAGUUUUACUUCCCUUUAUAAUCUGCUGAGAGCCAAGCUUUGCCCCUACUUCUACGUUUGCACUUACCAGUUCACGGUGUUGUUCCGUGCAGCAGGGCUUGCUGGAAGUGAUGUGAUCACUGCGCUAAUUUCACCCACAACUAGAGGCUUAAGGGAAUCCAUGCGAAAUGAAGGUAUUGAAUUUUUUUUACCUUUUCAAGAAGUUAGAAAAAGGAAAUCGAAUAUGUUGGCAUCUCACUUAGAAACAGGAUUUGCUAUUGACUCUGAAACAACAGGCAAGGAUGCUGAGAAUGAAGAGGGACGAGGAAUGAGUGAUGCUGAUGACGAUGAAGGAUUUUCAUGGUUGGAGGAGAUGGGAGUACAAGACAAGAUUAAAAAGCCAGAUACAAUUUCUAUCAAACUCUGUAAGGAGAGAAAUGAGGUACAAAUGGAUCACAAGCCCGAAUCUGUUGUGCUGGUGAAAGGAACAAACACAUUCACUUUGCUAAACUUCUUGAUAAAUUGCAAGAGCUUAGUGGCUGCUGCAGGCCCUCAGGCUGGCAUCCCUCCAACACUGCUGUCACCAGUUGCUUUUAGAGGGGCAACAAUGCAAACACUCAAGGCUCGAAGCAUAAAUGUGCGGGCACAGGUCCAAUCACAUUACAAAGAUUUAUUUAGUCUGGAGAUUGUUGGUCCUGUCAUGCCUCACUCUAUGCAUUCCUUGUCCAUGCUGCUCAAAUCUGCUCAGAAUGGAUCUUACUCUGCUGCGUGUUAUACACAUGACCCAACAGCAGUGUUCAACACAAGCAUCAGUAAUGAACAGAGCAUAAAAGAGGAACCCCAUCGCAAGGACCUUAAGAAAUGUGGAUUGCAUCCGAACACUUUAGAACAGCUUAUUCUUUGUCCAACAUUAGGAAAGUCAUCCAUAAGGCUCCUAGAAAUGAACAAUUAUGCCUACACAUGGAAGGCAUAAACAAGCAAUAUCGGUCAAUGAGGAAUUGCCAUUGACGUUCCUGAGAUGUUUAAGCCAUGUUGGGUGGGUACAAUAGCAUUCUGCCAAUAACAAAUUGUACAUGUUAAUGUGCAAAACCUACUAGCUAGAUUAGACUUCCGAAGCAGAGCUGAUGGAAAACUGCAUAUUCUGUGUUGUAUAGUUAGCUCAACCUUUUCCUCUUUUUUAUGAUUGAAACAUUCAUAUUUAUAGAUUUUUAAUUAAACUUAAACCCUAGAAUAUUGUGUGUUUUCUUUGAAGCUAAAAGGCAGAAGUUUGAGAUAAUUUGUUUUACCCUGCAGAAUAGUCAUGCAUUAAGUAAACCAUUUGGUUCAUUAUAAACAGGACAAAUUGCACUAGACAGUAAAUAAGGAACUUGUGCUGCUUUAUUGACCAAGCCGAGUACAACAUCAUCGUUCUACAUCCGAAUCCAGUUAUAGCUGAAAAUUCAGUUACCACAAAUGUAUACAUUCACAUCAGGCAUUGUGUUUGACUCAAAUUACAGUUUCAUGUUUCUUCUACCAAACAUGCAGGCAGGUAAAUUUAUAUUGCAGUUAUUAUUUCUGUUGCUGGAUGUGCUUCAUUCUCACAAGUGUAAUUUUUUUCUGAGCUAGACAAUUUUGCUAAACUCAAUGGCAUUUGGAUAGGGGGAAUAGCAAUAGUUAGCAUCAUCCAGCAACCGUAUCCACUUUCUCUUUGCAGAAAAAAAUAGGAGGGCCUGGCACUUGUCUAUAAUGAGCUACCAGUCAUUGUGACUGUAAACUUAAGACUACACAGCUUUAACAGAAAGUUUACCAAAAACUAUGGGAACUGCAUCAUGGUACAAAACAGUCAAAACUUUAAAUUUUAUAUUGAAGGUAAAGAUUGGUUGAGCUUUAAAACAAAUUACAGAUAACUCCAUAGUCAUGUGUUUGGAUUUUUAGUAAUUUAAGAAAUGAUGGCAUCACUAACAUCAAUAUACAUACCAAAACCAUGUGAUUUAAAUAUU
Molecule: messenger RNA, 2912 nt
Organism: Zootoca vivipara (common lizard)
Lineage: Eukaryota; Metazoa; Chordata; Lepidosauria; Squamata; Lacertidae
Gene: DONSON
Product: DNA replication fork stabilization factor DONSON
Biological process (GO): nuclear DNA replication
Cellular component (GO): nucleus
Source: RefSeq, a predicted model, not a curated record